AUGACCGGUCACACUCAUGGAUCGGAUUGGGGAGGUGAUUCUUACUGGAGGCGGCGCUAUCACGCGCCCGGGGUCCCUGUGUAUCACGAAAUGGAACUCCUGGAGACUUUUCGCCCGAUUCAGUAUACCAUAAGCAUCGGAUUGCCGAAUGGGACUGGCGGGAUGAAAUUUAUGAAGCUGACCCCAUGGCAGGUUGGGCGGAACAUUACAAUUCGACGCAUGAGCGACGUAGCUGCGGAGACCUGGGGCAGCUGCAACCAAUGCCGCAUAGUAGCUUGGGUUCGGAAUCCACGGGGAGUGGAACUUAAUAUCUAUAUGCUCCAAAAAGGGUGCGACUACCUGCCGUGGAAGAGGAGGAAGCUCGAAGGUGAUGUUGCCAAAGUCAAAAGAGACCGAGCGCCAUCGCUGGAAGUUAUCGAGGAGAAGACCGAAUGUGGUCAUUAUAAACCUCAUGCGCUUGCUCGUCGUAGAGAAGGCAUUGAUCCCCUUAAAAAGAUCCCCCCUCCGGGUGCUCAAGUCUUGAUGAACGAGUUUGAAGAUGACGCUCAAGAGUUCAAAGGGAAGAUCACUGCGAUGGGGAAUGAUAUUUGA
Laccaria bicolor S238N-H82 is the source of this 591-nucleotide messenger RNA. RefSeq lists its product as uncharacterized. The coding region runs from base 1 to 591 and encodes 196 amino acids. NCBI's taxonomy places the organism in Eukaryota, Fungi, Basidiomycota, Agaricomycetes, Agaricales, Hydnangiaceae. The transcript is spliced from 2 exons. The record is from RefSeq and is a predicted model, not a curated record.